Tricharina praecox is the source of this 1160-nucleotide messenger RNA. RefSeq lists its product as uncharacterized. The coding region runs from base 320 to 868 and encodes 182 amino acids. The record is from RefSeq and is a predicted model, not a curated record. Lineage: Eukaryota; Fungi; Ascomycota; Pezizomycetes; Pezizales; Pyronemataceae. The transcript has 5 exons.
CCCUCGCCAUGGCCGAGUAAACAAAACAACCCGCUCAUGUCCACCCUCGCCAGCAGGUUCCCUCCCCCCCUCCUCAUCCUCCUCCUCCUCCUCCUUCUGCACGAGCGGCCAAUAUUGGCCGCCCUUCCAUAUAUAAACCCCUCCCUCCCCUUCCCCUUCAUCCGCCAUAUUCGCUCUCAUCCUCUCGUCCUGCACCCUACGUUUCUCUUUGUCUCUGAAUCAAGUCCCGCUACUUCAACUUGCAUCACCGCUGCCGGCCCAGUGCUGAUACUAUCGUCCUCGUUUGAACUUUCCUCUCUUCUCUCAUCAAUCAGUCCCGAUGCCUUCCUUCUCUUCUGUUCUUUCGGCUCUGCUGGUCGCCAUCUCGGUCUGGACCACCUGCGUUCGGGGUGCCUCAACGGAUUUCCCCCAAGACCGUCUCCGACCUUGCCCCGACGACUGGUCUCCAGCUGACUGGAACCGCUACCAAGACUCGAUGAUUAACACCUUUAAGGGCUGCAUGCCUCGGUGCUGUGGCAACAAAAACUGCUGGACCAACCCCGCAGGAUUGAAGGAGUGCCAGGAUCACUGUAUUCAGAUGGGUUCCAAUAACUAUAAUGCGAGAAAUCCCAAGACUGGAAAAAUGGCUCCCCCUCCUGCUCUGAUUCGUCGAGGCAUGUAUGACUUCCCGCCGAAUCUCCUCGGCCCCUGCCCCGUGGCACCAGCCGACUGCCAGCGCUACGAGGACACGGUGAAGGCGGGCUACAAGAAGUGCAUGCCCUAUUGCUGUGGCUUCUCCAGCUGUCACAUCUACCCCCCGGCAAUCAAGAAGUGCCAGGAUAACUGCCUUGAUAUGGGCAAGCGCGCGUGGGCAACAGGGAAUCUUUAGGACGUCGAUUGCAAGGCAGUCCGUUCGAAAAAUGAUGCGACGGUUAUCAAUUCCGACAGACGGAUGAUGAUGGCGUUAGCAUUGGUAUUCCUGCUUAUGUGAUUGUUGUCUUCUAGCUCAUGUGAUGAACGAGUCUGUAUGAUAUCGCUACUUGGAAGGGGAAGAGCAUCGGUGUGUUUCUGGAGAGAAAGAUUGAUUAGCGAAGGAGGGAACUGCGGGUCAGAGGUGUGUAGUGUUUGUAUGGUCUACCUGUUCGAGUGACAUUCACCUUGUUGGAGUGAGUAGAUUCAGC